Messenger RNA from Conger conger (European conger), 2111 nucleotides. Its product is annotated as paired box protein Pax-5-like. Gene Ontology annotation, molecular function: RNA polymerase II cis-regulatory region sequence-specific DNA binding; DNA-binding transcription factor activity, RNA polymerase II-specific. Gene Ontology annotation, biological process: anatomical structure development; regulation of transcription by RNA polymerase II. Bases 796 to 2052 code for a protein of 418 amino acids. The transcript is spliced from 11 exons. Lineage: Eukaryota; Metazoa; Chordata; Actinopteri; Anguilliformes; Congridae. The record is from RefSeq and is a predicted model, not a curated record.
UGUUCAAAACUGUCACAGACCCGGUCAAGCUUGUGAAGGAGGGGUAAAGGAAAGCCCUACAUUCUCGGAUCUUUGAGAAAAAAACUUUUUUUUCGCUCAAGUGAAGAAGCUUAUCUGUCACAUUUGGGCAUAUUUUUAUAAUUGCGACUCAAAAUUUGGAUAGGUGUGUUCUCCACAGGAUCUCAAUACUUUUUAACCUGCCUGCUGCUGACAAUAGCGGUGGGACAAGCCAGUUGCUGGAAUUCGGCACUGGAGAAUGAUGCAGCUACGAUAGCAGGCACACGCAGAAUAAAAAAGCAACAACAGCAGGCGCGCACAUAUCCACAUUAAUACACUCGCAUACAGGCACACGCAAACAAACACGCGCACGCCCGCGCGCGCACACCGUACUGCAUUACACACAGUAUAGAGAGAAAAUACAUAGGUACGUUGAUUGUUUUCACUGUCAAUCCAUUUGACUAAAUCUAUUAAGAUAUGUAUGUAGGUAUAAUUUAGUUUAGUUUUUUAUUAUAAUUGUUCAUUUUCUUUUUGCAUUUUGCUGCAAUCAUAACUGCGCUUGCUUUAACGAUUUUGGGAAAAAAAGAAAUUCACUUUUUUAGACCAAAAGGCGCGAGUACUUUUCUUCAUAACAGUUGAACCUUUUUGAAGAAAGGAGGUGCGUCAUUCGCAGAUAUUUUUAUACAAAUUUUGCUAUUUAUUUCCCCCCUGCCCCUAAACCAAGCUUUGAAAUACGCUGUGGAAAGGAGUUUCUAACACACUGGCCGGGCCAUCCCCCCAAGCUAAAAGACUUCUACGAUGGAAAUACACUGUAAACACGACCCGUUCGCAGCAAUGCAUAGGCAUGGUGGAGUGAACCAGCUCGGGGGAGUGUUUGUGAAUGGGCGCCCCCUACCGGACAUGGUCAGGCAGCGCAUCGUGGAGCUGGCCCACCAGGGGGUGAGGCCCUGCGACAUCUCCCGCCAACUGCGAGUCAGUCACGGCUGCGUCAGCAAAAUCCUGGGCAGGUACUAUGAGACAGGCAGCAUUAAACCGGGAGUCAUCGGUGGAUCUAAACCAAAGGUUGCUACACCCAAAGUUGUCGACAAAAUCGCAGAGUACAAACGCCAAAACCCCACCAUGUUUGCCUGGGAGAUCAGGGACAGACUGCUGGCGGAGAGAGUGUGUGACAAUGACACCGUGCCCAGCGUCAGCUCCAUAAACAGGAUCAUUCGGACUAAAGUCCAGCAGCCUCCUGGCCAGCCAGGUUCUGUCUCCUCUCACAGUUUAGCCUCCACGGUCACGGUGACUCAGGUGUCUGCGGUGACCAGUGACUCAGCCGGCUCCUCUUACUCAAUCAGCGGGAUUCUGGGAAUCAGCCCUGCCGCAGACGGCAGCAAGCGAAAGAGGGAGGAAGCCCUGCAGGACUCGCCGCUGGCCAAUGGGCACUCGCACCCGGGGCGGGACUUCCUGAGGAAGCAGCUGAGAGGGGACCUGUUCACGCCGCAGCAGUUAGAGGUACUGGACCUACAGUUUGAGAGACACCUGUUCCCUGACCACUACCCCACCCCUGAGCCCGGCGAGCCCCAGGAGACGACAGACUAUUCAGCCAUGGCCACUCUGGCCGGGGGCCUGGAAGAGAUGAAGAGCAGUCUUGCUAACGCCGGGGGGGCGGACCUAGGCACCAGCGUUCCGGGGCCACAGUCUUACCAGCUGGUGUCAGGUCGUGACUUAGCAAGCACCACGCUGCCAGGCUACCCCCCUCAUGUGCCCCCUGCAGGCCAGGGCAGUUACUCCACCCCAGCCCUGACUGGCAUGGUACCAGGUAGUGACUUUUCUGGCAGUCCAUACUCCCACCCACAGUAUUCCACAUACAACGAGUCCUGGAGAUUUCCCAACCCCGGCUUGUUAGUAUUCCAGCAGGACUAUGGUUCGCGCCUGGGCACCGAGAUUGGAUGCACCUCUGGGCUUUUUGCCAGCCAGUCGGGCCAGAUGCAAGGGUCUCCGUACUACUACAGCACAGCUACACGAGGAGCUGGCCCAGCAGGCACCACCACUGCCUACGACCGCCACUGACCCCGCCGCCCGCCAGAGAAGGACAGGAGGGAGACGGAACGACUGCACCAGCGCCGCCC